Molecule: messenger RNA, 378 nt
Organism: Canis lupus familiaris (dog)
Lineage: Eukaryota; Metazoa; Chordata; Mammalia; Carnivora; Canidae
Product: transcription elongation factor A protein-like 8
Exons: 1
Coding region: 46-378 (110 amino acids)
Source: RefSeq, a predicted model, not a curated record
AUCCUUUCAGGAUUAUUCAAAAGAAAUAACAGAAAAAUAUUCAACAUGAAAAAGUCUUGUGAAGAAAAUGAAGGAAAAGCACAGAACAUGCCAAAGACCGAGGCAGACCGCCCUUCAGAAGAUGUACCACAGGAGGGAGAAGGAAAUCUUCAACCUUCUGAAGAAGGUGUAAGCCAAGAAGCAGGAGGAAAUCUUAGAGGAGGGCUGACCCAGCUUGGCCUGGGGUUUAAAGAGGACUUUCCUGUGGGGCAUUUGGAUCCUGAAGAAAUGAUAAGAAGAGUAGAUGAGUUGGAAAGGCUUAGGGAAGAGAUAAGAAGAGUAAGAAACGAGUUUAUGAUGAUGCAUUGGAAGCAAAGACAUUCACGUAGCCAUCCUUAA